This is a messenger RNA of Polychytrium aggregatum, 1944 nucleotides long. RefSeq names its product transmembrane amino acid transporter protein-domain-containing protein. NCBI's taxonomy places the organism in Eukaryota, Fungi, Chytridiomycota, Chytridiomycetes, Polychytriales. Gene Ontology annotation, molecular function: amino acid transmembrane transporter activity. The coding region runs from base 1 to 1944 and encodes 647 amino acids. Gene Ontology annotation, biological process: amino acid transmembrane transport. The transcript is spliced from 3 exons. The record is from RefSeq and is a predicted model, not a curated record.
AUGAGAUUCCAUUUCCCUCUCCGGAAUACUCUGGAUACUCGGUACGGCAAUGCCAGCUACCCUUGUAUUAUUCGCUCACCGUCUGGCGCUGCCUAUCCACGAGCCUCCAAUGCGUGCUCAAGGACCUCCCAACUUCUGAAUCCCCCGCUCACUCAACCUGCACCUGUGUCGUUGUAUAUCAUAACCAUUAAUGCCAAUCUUGGCGUCGAUAUUUCAUCCACAGGCGACACCACCCGCGACAUCUACCAGUGGCAUGAGCGACAGGAACAGCAGGCUCAGCAACCGAGACGUCGAAACUCUGAGCCCGAUUUCCGCCAGAUAACCCACCAGGAAUCGUCGUCGGUCGACCCGUCCGAGAUCAGCAACCUCAGGGCAUCGGAUCUCUCCGGACCCGGCGGCUUUAGACGGUUCUUUAUUCGACAGCAAGCUAGCAACGCCGGCACAAGCCAGCCCAUCAUCACCCACAACUUUUUCGACUUCCUUGCCAUCUUCACGUACUAUGGCGGCGACGUGCACCCCGAUGCCGAAGAGCAGCACGCCAUCCAGCAGGAGAGUCGCGAUCGGCUGGCGGGCGCUGCUCAACCCGACGCCUUUUCUAGCGCCGCCGAAGGACUCCCGUACGAGCGUGGAAGCGAUCCCGAAACGUCAUCGCAAGAGCCGGAUGAAGCCACGCCACUGGUGCGCCGGUCGACUCCAUCCCUCAAGACAAUGCAGGGCACCAGCGCAAAGAAGGCGUUUUUCUUGCUGAUGAAAGCCUUUGUUGGAACCGGAGUUCUCUUCUUGCCCAAGGCAUUUUCGAACGGAGGCAUGGGAUUUUCGAUCAUCCUGAUGGUUGUGAUGGGCUGGCUGACCCUCCACUGCAUGCUCCUUCUCGUUGAAUGCAGCAAAACGCUUGGCGGCUCCUUUGGCGACAUUGGUGAGGCCGUCUACGGCAUCCACAUGAAGCGAACUGUUCUGGCAUCUAUCGCCGUCGCCCAGAUGGGAUUCUGCUGUGCCUACUACAUCUUUGUCGCCAAGAACCUCCGGGAUUUCACCAUGAACAUCACCGACUGCCGCUGGAUUCUCCCGGACUGGGUUUUUAUUGUACUCCAAAUCUUGAUCUACAUCCCGUUGUCGUGGGUCCGUCGCAUCAAGCACUUCUCGUACACCUCCAUCGUGGCCGAUGUCUUUAUCUUGCUGGGCCUGGCCUACAUUCUCUACUACGACGUCACCGUGCUCAGCACUCGCGGCCCCGCUCGCGACUUGGUCUGGUUCAACCUCAACUCCUUCUCACUGUUCAUUGGAACGGCAAUGUUUGCCUUCGAGGGCAUCUGCCUGAUUCUGCCAAUUGCCGACAGCAUGAAGCGGCCGGAGCGCUUUAGCUGGGUCAUGACUGCAUGCAUCGUCACCAUUGGUGCAAUCUUCAUUUCCGUCGGAGCCACUGGAUACCUGACGUUCGGCGAAAAGGUCGAGACGGUGGUCUUUUUGAACCUCCCCAAAGGCUCGGUCGUAGUCGAGUCCCUCCAGCUCUUCUACGCCCUGGCUAUAUGUCUGUCGUUCCCGCUGACUGUCUAUCCCGCAAUCCGCAUCUCCGAGCACGGGAUUUUCGGUGAGCUUGAUGGCAAACUCGACCCAUCGGUCAAGUGGAUGAAAAACUGGUAUCGUGCCGCAAUGGUGUCCCUGCUUGGUCUGGUCGCUUGGCUCGGCAGCAAUCAACUCGAUCGCGUCGUGUCCCUCGUCGGCAACUUCACCUGUAUCCCCCUGUCGUUCAUUUACCCGGCGCUCUUCCAUGCGCACAUCGCUCGUCACCCGCUCGUCAAGCUCAAGGACUACCUGAUUGCGAUCAUGGGACUUGUGGCAAUGGUCUACACCACCUUUGUGACUCUGCAGCAAUGGGUGGCUGAGGAGCCCGAUGUUCCAAUCGACCGAUGCAGUCCCAGUGGAGGAUCGUAUGGUCUGCUUUGA